This is a messenger RNA of Fomitiporia mediterranea MF3/22, 1942 nucleotides long. RefSeq names its product Six-hairpin glycosidase. The record is from RefSeq and is a predicted model, not a curated record. Gene Ontology annotation, molecular function: hydrolase activity, hydrolyzing O-glycosyl compounds. Lineage: Eukaryota; Fungi; Basidiomycota; Agaricomycetes; Hymenochaetales; Hymenochaetaceae. The transcript has 8 exons. The coding region runs from base 1 to 1746 and encodes 581 amino acids. Gene Ontology annotation, biological process: carbohydrate metabolic process.
AUGACUCUACUUUUCUUUCAUCUCUGUGCUUUCGUCCAUCUCGCUCUUGCUCAACUGACCCUUCCAGACCCACCAUUCCUCCCCCCAAGUCCCGAGGACGCCUCAAAGCCUACUGGUUCCGACUCUAUUCCCAACGAGCAGUGGUCCAAUCUUCUCGGGAAUCUAGUAUACUACUAUGAUGAGCAGCGCUCCGGUAAACUACCAGCCUCAAACCGUGUCGAUUGGAGGAACGAUAGUUCCCUCGACGACGGACAAGACAUGGGUCUUGAUUUGAGUGGAGGUUAUUAUGAUGCCGGAGACUACAUCAAGGCCACGUAUCCCCUUAGCUUCACUUUAAUGUCUAUUUGUUGGGGAGCUAUGGAAUACGGGAAAGGCUAUGAUCUGGCUAACCAAACUCCCUACUUGGAUUCCAUGUUGCGAUGGGGACUUGACUGGCUCAUGCUUGCCCAUCCGGACGACAGAACGCUCAUUAUUCUCGUUGGUAAUCCUGAAACGGAUGACGAUUAUUGGGGAGGAGAUAGGGAUAUACCUACUCCCCGAUUUUCGUACCCGAUCAAUGACACACACCCCGGAACGGAUGCAGCAGCCGGCGCGUCAGCCGCAUUCUCCGCAUGUUCUGCUCUGUACUCUGGACGAAAAUUCUCGUCCAGCCCUUCAGGUCCUGCGUCUCUCCAAGACAAAUCCUAUGCGUCGACUCUUCUUACGCAUGCCAAGACACUGUAUGACUUCGCGGAGAAUGCAUCGGGUGGCCAAACACUGUAUCAAAAUUCUGUGCCGACAAUUGCUCGCUCGUACCCUUCGUCUGAUUAUCAUGAUGAAUUGACAAUGGCCGCGCUCUUUCUUGCUGUGGCCACGAAUUCGGCGGAUUACUACAACCAAGCAGAGAACUACUACAAAAAUAGCCAAAUCGACAAGGACGAUACGUUCAAUUGGGAUACGAAGACACCUGGCAUUGUUGUCUUAUUCUCGAAAUUCGCUUCGUCGAAUCCCGACAUUGGUGGAGAUUUCUCCAGGUGGCAGGGCGAAGCAGAGAAGUACUUUGAUGGUAUUGUGAAUGGAAAGUCAGGUUCUCUUACCGAUGGCGGGCUCUUGUAUUACGAGGGGGACUCGGACGAUGCCUCGCUUAACCCGGCUCUCAGCGCUGCAAUGUUGCUUAAUAUGUACAGUCCACUUGCAAGCUCAGACGACAAAUCAUCCGCCUACACCUCUUUCGCCACCUCGCAACUCAACUACGCGCUGGGCCAAAACCCAAUGUCCUGUAUGUAUAUCGUUGGCUCUUCUCCUAACUCACCGAAGAACCCACACUCCGCAAUAUCGAGUGGUGGCAACGACGUCAGUAAAAUUGAUACUGAGCCUCCGGAGGAGGCGUAUAUACUAUUCGGAUCUAUCGUUGGUGGACCGGAUAAGCAAGAUCGGUACUACGACAUUCGAAGUGAUUGGCCGGAAACAGAACCUGGGCUGGAUAUCAACUCGCCGAUGCUCACUCUCGCUGCACUCCAUGUCAUGAAUGACUCGUCAGACCCGUUCUACACAACUCUGGACCCUGGAGCUUACGAUGCUGCUAAACCAUCCGGUAAACCCUGUGAUGAAGCGUUCCCAUGCGACAAAAGCAUAGGUCGUUUGAGCAAGGGUAAAGCUGCCGCUAUAGCAAUCAUCAUUAUUGUCGUUGGAUUGGGGAUCAUUGGCGGAUUCCUGUAUUGGUCUCGGUUGUCUCGCAAACACAAGAAGAAUCCGAAGAAAUACUGAUGUUCUUAUCCGCUCUUUUUUGUUCCUCUUUUAUCCUUUUUUGUUCGUCCUUGUGCUUGAGUCUCUCUUCUCUUUCUUGUUCCGUUCCGAAAAUUCACCACGAUGAACUUAAAGGCUCUGUAUUGUACUUGCAUGAAAGCAUAAAAUUAACUUUAGCGUAUUGACACGAAAUGUCUACUGUAAACAAAUAAUUAGU